AUGAAAAAGUUCUUUUCUUCAAUUAAAAAUGCUACAACUCAAUUUGCGAAAGGCCUUUUUACUUCAAAUGAAGGAGCUUAAUAAUAAGAAAUGACUCCUGAAGAAUAAACAUAGCAAUUUGAUGAUUAUAUUAAAAGUUAUUUAGAUUCUGAUAAGGACUUAAAAGCAAAAAUUUUGACCAAUCGGUUAUACUUUAAUACAGCAGUGCUUGACUUGUCCUGGAAAAAAAUAUUAGACAUCAAAAAUUUAUACGCCAAUGAAAGAAGAAUCAAUUUCUAGCCAAAAUUAGUCAUUUUAGAAUAAUAACAUUGGGAAAGAACUGUGAUUCAAGUUGCGGAAUUAAUUUAGUCUUACUAUGAUAUCCAAAUUUAUUAUGACAAAUAUGAAUUAGUGAAAAUGAUCAAACAAAAGGUAUUGGAGGAAUAAUGUAUCAAGAUUUUAUUUAGCAAAGAAGAAAUGAAAGAUUAUUUUCAAUUUUAUGAAUAAUCAGAAAUCUUACUAACUUAGUUGAAGCAAUAAUUUCCUCAACUUACCUUCGAAUAUUCUCAGUGUUAGAUAAAGGAAAUUUAAAAGCAAUAUUUAAUUGAUAAAGCCUUUGAAUUGUUUAAAUUUGACGAUUGUGAUGAAUUCAAGGGAAUUAAAUUAUUUCAUGAUGAUCAAGAAGUCUUGCAAUGGUUUAAGAGAAAACAAGCAGUUUCCCCUUGA
Messenger RNA from Paramecium tetraurelia, 705 nucleotides. RefSeq lists its product as uncharacterized. NCBI's taxonomy places the organism in Eukaryota, Ciliophora, Oligohymenophorea, Peniculida, Parameciidae. The transcript is spliced from 3 exons. The record is from RefSeq and is a predicted model, not a curated record.